AGGCGCUGUUGCGCCGCAACCCGCCAUGUCGGACAAGAUGGCGGCGGCCGCGGCCUCCCCUCAGCAGCAACCGGGUCCCGGCCCGCCGGCGGCGGACGCGGAGGGAGGAGGUUCCCGCGGCGGUGGGGUGGAUGGGGAGGCCGAAGCGGAGGAGUUCGGGUGCCCCGCUCAUUGCUCCGACUUGGCGUGGCGGCAGAACGAGCAGCGCCGCCACGGCCUGUACUGCGACAUCACCCUGGCGUUCGGCGGCGGGCGGCCCGGGCCGGCCCGCGAGUACCGGGCGCACCGCUCCGUCCUGGCCGCCGCCACCGAGUACUUCACGCCGCUGCUCUCGGGGGGAUUCGCGGAGUCGCGCUCGGGCCGUGUGGAGCUGCAGAAGUGGAGCUCGGAGGGCGGCCCCGACCCCGACACGGUGGAGGCCGUUAUCGGCUUCAUGUACACGGGCACCAUCCGCGUCAGCCCCGGGAACGUCCAUGAGGUGCUGGAGAUGGCGGACAGGUUUCUGCUGACCCGGUUGAAAGAGUUCUGUGGGGAGUUUCUGAAGAAGAAGCUCAACCUCUCCAACUGUGUCGCGGUUCACAGCUUAGCCCACAUGUACUCCUUGAAUCAGCUGGCGCUCAAAGCUCAGGACAUGAUCAGGAGGAACUUCCACAAAGUUAUCCAAGAUGAGGAGUUCUACACUUUACCUUUUCACCUCAUCAGGGACUGGCUCUCGGACUCGGAGAUCACAGUGGACUCUGAAGAAAUCCUCUUUGAGACCGUUUUGAAGUGGGUUCAGAAAAACCCUGAGGAAAGAGAGAGGUACUUUGAAGAUCUCUUUAAACUGCUUAGAUUGUCUCAAAUGAAACCCACUUACCUUACUCGCCACGUCAAAUCUGAGAGGCUGGUGUCGAGCAACGAAGCCUGUGUUAAAUUAGUGUCUGAAGCCGUGGAGAGUCACGCCUUGCGGUCUGAGAACUUGCAGUCUGGUAAUCUACAACAUUCCGCUUGUCCUGUAGCGUUGCUGCCGCGUUUCGGACAAAACAUGGAUGUCAUUAUGGUGAUCGGUGGCGUGUCGGAGGGAGGAGAUUACUUGAGUGAGUGCGUAGGGUAUUUCAUCGAUGAGGAUAGGUGGGUAAACUUGCCGCACAUACACAAUCAUCUUGACGGACAUGCUGUUGCUGUGACGGAAUCUUAUGUUUAUGUGGCUGGCUCCAUGGAACCAGGAUUUGCCAAGACUGUCGAAAGGUACAAUCCAAACAGAAACAUUUGGGAGCAAGUCUCAAAUCUAAUAACUAGAAAACAUUCUUUUGGCCUUACUGAAGUGAAAGGAAACUUGUACAGUAUUGGCGGACAUGGCAAUUUCAGUCCUGGCUUUAAAGAUGUGGCCAUUUAUAAUCCCGAACAAGACAAAUGGCUGAACCUGGAGUCAGCACCAAAGAUCCUUCGUGAUGUCAAAGCUGUUUCUGUAGAAGACCGGUUCGUUUACGUCGCUGCUCGUACCCCAGUUGACAGUGAUAGUGAAGACGGAUUGAGGGCGGUUAUUAUCAGAUACGAUGCUGAAACAAGGCAGUGGCAGGAUGUGGAGUCUCUGCCGCUCAUUGAUAAUUAUUGCUCUUUUCAGAUGUCGGUUGCUAACACAAAUUUUUACCAUACGGCAUCGUGCUGCCCCAAGAGUUACCCUAUAGAUAAUGAGGAAGCCAAGGUAAAGAUCUCUGGCAGGGCCUCAGACGAAAUCCUGGAGAGCUUACCCCCAGAGGUUCUUAGCAUUGAAGGAGCAGCUAUUUGCUAUUAUAAAGAUGAUGUUUUCAUCAUUGGGGGGUGGAAAAACAGCGACGAUAUUGACAAACAGUACAGGAAGGAGGCUUAUCGUUACUGCGCGGAGAGAAAGCGCUGGAUGCUUUUGCCUCCUAUGCCCCAGCCUCGCUGUAGAGCAACAGCCUGCCACGUGAGAAUCCCCUUCAGGUGCUUGCAGGGGACACAGAGAUACCCUAUGCCACAAAACUUAAUGUGGCAAAAAGACAGAAUAAGGCAAAUGCAGGAAAGGCAGAUGCAGGAAAUACACCGGCACUCCCUGAGCUUACGGCGACUGCCGCGCUCGCAGAUUGAGUGCUAGUUUCUGGAAUAUCACUCCUCCUGAUGAGGCUAGGAAAUACCGUGCUAAACCGUUUUGUUAGGCUUCAUAUGUCUUUAUAAGAUGCAUAAAACCAGCAUCUUCUGUGUAUUGAAAACUAAGAAGCUCAGAAAUUGAGGGUGGAUGGGAAUUGAGAAGCUAAUGUGAAUCCAACGGUGUUACUAAAUGGUGCCCAGGGUGAAAGUGUGGCCUGUAGUGGGCUGUGAAAUAUCUCCAGGAACAUAAAGUCUGUUACUUGUCUCUUCAGAUCUUUGUUUUCAAGGAUUUCUGUAGAGUCAGUCUCCAGCAGUUCUAUUUUGAAAAUCAAAGAUCUCAAUCAUUUAGCGGUUACAUUUGUGUGUGCUUGAAAGCACGGUUUUUAUUUGCACUUACAUAUUGACAUUCCUUUCAUUCUCUCCUCAGUGACUAAACUUAACAUAUAUUUGGUGUUAGUGUACUCAGCUUUCCCGAGUUGGAGGCAAGUUCAAUAGUUACAACUGUGUAUGAAAACAAAAGCACAAUCUUCCUUUAUAAAAUUACUUCGGGCUGUUUCUGUGUAUUCUGCAUGUUUUGUACCUGGGUGUUCUAGCAAGGUUGCAGAGUUUGUUUAUGAGCGGAUGGCUGGUAGAACAUCACACUUGCUGAAACAGAGAACUCGAGGGCAGUGGAUUUUUUUCAUGCGUAUCUGCGGAUGCUUUGGGUUUGUUUGACAGCUUCACCAGAAACCUGGGUGAACAAUCAGCUUGCUAAAAGGACUGAAAACCAACGAAGUAGCCACCUGCCGACAUUGACAAUUCAUUUCUGUCGGUGUGGGUUAGUACGAAUGAGAUUAUUUCCCAGUAAGGGGUUGAAACCUGAGCUACUUGUAGAUCCUUUCUCAAACGUUGCGUGCAUUUUAACUCUAGUGAAAAAGUGAUGAGAAGAGCCCCAGCCUGUCUUUGACAAUCAGUACCCUUUGCCUUUAGUGGUCUUUCCCCAGAGACUCACAGUAGCUGUGCCGCAGCGCUCCUUAACAAAUAGGCACUUGGUGUUCCUCUCGAAGCCAGAUAGUUGAGCUCUCAUAGUCUCUAAAUAUGUUACUUCCCCGCUGGCUGUGGCGGUGAGAUCUAAGCUGACUUCGAUAUCUCCUCCCGUGGAACAGAAUGUGGAAUAUUUCCUUUAGAGUCUCAGCGGCUCGCGGUUCACUGUCCCACUGAACACUGCUCCUCCAUGGCCUGAAGAGCUCCAGGACGCUUUAGGUUACUAGCGGAUCCUUCCUACCUCCUUUUCUUCCCCAUCCUUCCCUUCAUUUGAAUGUUCCAGGUUUUCACAUGCAGCCUAACUCAGGAUCAUAGGGGAGUAACCAGGGUGUUCCUAAAAUCGCGUAGACAAACAUUGGAGAAUCUGUUUACUGUCUCCGGCUCGUAUGAUGAUUUGCUGAUGGUUUUGAUAUGGACAACUUCCUUGCAAAAGAACUUCUAAACAGUUUGGUGUUUUGUUUUGUUUUUUAAUUGUUUAGCUUUCUGAGCUGAUACUUCUCAUUUUCCAGUUCAGCAGGCACCCUAGAUCAUAUCUGAAACACUGGGUAAGUCUUUCAACCACGUGGCGUGUAAAGGUUUCUCUUACGCGUAUGUCCAUUAAUGCUCCACUUUGCAGUUCACUUGCCACUUUUGAUAUCAAUAACUUGCCUUUUUGUAAUAGAAUAAUCCUGGUUUAAAAAAAAUAUGGUAACAGUUUAGUCCCAGUUUACUCAUCUAUGGUAACUGUUGUAUUUCAUUUGCGUGUUGAAUGGGCAGAUUAACCUGUACGAUACAAGCGAGGAAGUAGGCUAAGCUUGUUCAGGUUUAAGGCUGAUGUUCAGAAGUGACUGUUAGAAAUGAGCUCACGCAGGCCUGUAAGCGAGGGCUUCAUCAGCGGAGCUCGGCCGUGAACUCCCAGUUUUGGCUGGAGUGGUUCAAGAAUCACUGCCCCUGCAGCGGAGUUUGUCAAUACGAGUGCUGAAAAUGUCCCCCAGCUUUUGUACUAGACCCAUGGAUUUAACUUAAAUUUCUAGGAGCUGAUUUUAAGAUAUUUUACCAGACUUUGCACUGAAGCAACUGAGAAGGGUGUACGUACCCCAUCCCGCUGACAGGCAGCUGAAGGAUGGAGUGUGACACCACGACUCUGCCAAAGCCCUUUUGUCUGUCAACAAAUACAGAUAAUUCGUAGGCAGAAAUACAAGAUUUAGUAUUUCAGCUGGAAUAUGAACUAAACAGUUUAAUGUGUGGCAGCAUGCAACAAAGUCAGAUGCAAGAACAAGCUUCUCGCAGGCUUUCAAAGUCCAUAUUGCACAUAGUUUACUGAAAACAUUCCACUCGCAGACAAUGUCAAAACAGCUGAGUGUCUGGCCAGCUUGUCUCGUGAAUGCCAGCGCUGACUGUAUGUGAUGCACUGUAUCUCCAUAUGUUCUGUUUGCAUGGUGAGUGAUGGGCACUGUGAACUUGCUCUAACCUUUGCUAUGCCGAUUCUGUGGAAUUUUCAAGUAGUUGGGGUUUGUUUUUUUAGCCUUGACUUCAAGUGGACCAACUGCAUUGCACAUGGUUUUUAACUGACAAGUCUUAACUAUCCGUUGUACCACAUGUAGGUGUUUGGAACAAUUGCGUUAUUGAGUCUGGCUGUAAGUUUAGCCCACUAACCUGUGAAUCGCAUCACAGAUUCCUCGUGGCCCUUGGCUGCCGUGGCUUGCUGGGUGUGCAUAAACUGGCCCUAUAAAGGAAAGACUGGGAAUUCUUUCCGUGGGGUUGGAGUGGCGAGUUAAACGUCAGUAAAUCCUGGUGUGUAUUCAGUAUUAGGAGGCUGACUUUGGCCUUCCUAAUGUAAAAGAACAUCGGGUGGAGUUUUUCCUCCUCCUUACGACAAUCAUACGUCUCUACCUGUACUGAAUACGUGCCACAAAAUGCAUGUUCCAUGUCCUGUCUCUCUGCUCAAAAUAUUAGUGGGGUAGGUAGGACACAUCCUCCCAAGCACUCAGCAGUCAUCGUAGUAACUUCUAGGUGCCAUAUGUGUACAUAAUAUUUUAUAACUACGUGAAUACUCUGUUAGUAUGCUGGGUUUGUAUGUAUUUUUAAUAAGACUCUCUUGCACAUAGUAGGGUACCACUCCAGAAAUGAAGAAAACAUGCCAGCUUUUUAGCAUGCAUUGGGAAUAACUAUGCCAAGUAUUCUGCUGUGCUAUUUCAGUAUCGUUUUUCUUCAUUACAGUAAGUGUUAAAAUCGGAGCUAUUGGCUCAACUUGUUUGUCACCAAAUAGUCUUAUUGCUACUGACAAACUUGAGUCAUGGAGAGUUGCAACUCUUUAGGUUAUUUUUAACACAGCCUUGUAAUAGUAUGUUGUAACAUUCAAUGGGCUUUCAAAAAAGCAAGCUUAAAAUAAGUGGUUUAUGGCUUAGAUUUACUUUCAGCUGUGUCCACAUUCCAUGAGGGUAUAAAUGAUAUCUCUAAUUCGACAGUCCUGAGGGGAAGGCUGAUAAAACAAGUGCUCCUGAGGAUCUAUUCCUGUUACUAAUAUGAAUGUGAAGUGUGGAACUAAGGAGAUGUUUGAAGACCAUUAAUAGCCAGAUGCUCCCCGUAGGUGCGAGUCGCUGUGGAUCACGGCAGCUCUGGUCUCCUGGCGCUGUUAAUGUAACUUCAGCAGCUUUGCUUGGGGAAGCAGCAUCCUGUACUUACUUCCAGUAAGGUAAAGUAGUGUGUGUGUAUAGGCUGUUCGGAACAAAUCCUACUGUAAUGUUCUUUAUCUUAAAUACACUGUACUAAAGUUUAUUGUAAUAAGUGAAUUAAAUAAAAUAAACCUUUUAUUUCUCUAGCA
This is a messenger RNA of Columba livia (rock pigeon), 5914 nucleotides long. RefSeq names its product kelch like family member 11 (gene KLHL11). NCBI's taxonomy places the organism in Eukaryota, Metazoa, Chordata, Aves, Columbiformes, Columbidae. Gene Ontology annotation, molecular function: protein binding. The record is from RefSeq and is a predicted model, not a curated record. Bases 26 to 2095 code for a protein of 689 amino acids. The transcript is spliced from 2 exons.